Molecule: messenger RNA, 2588 nt
Organism: Phoenix dactylifera (date palm)
Lineage: Eukaryota; Viridiplantae; Streptophyta; Magnoliopsida; Arecales; Arecaceae
Source: RefSeq, a predicted model, not a curated record
CCCUCUGCGGCUGGUGCGAAGCUUUGUCCUUAAGCUUCUGUUCUAUUUUUCGGUAAAAAGAGAGGAGGGGAUCCGCCAAAGAGGACGAGAUUCGCCGUCUCGUCUCCUUUUCUUUCUCCUUCUUUUCCUCUAUUAUGCCUUUCUCUUUGCCUUCUGACCUAAUUUUUCCCCUCCUCGGCUGCUCGAUUUCUCCUCCUCCUCUCUCUCUUCAUCCCUCGUUUCCAUCAUCUCUUCUAGUUUAGUCUCAUGUAAGAUCGUCCCUUCCCCUCUUGUUUUGUCCAAUUGAUUCGCUGUGUUCUGGAGAGGUGUUUCGGUUUGAUGUCUUUUUUUCUCCAUUUUGUUCCGUUUCUGCGCUAAUUUGUUUUUGUUUUCGUAAAUCUGUGGGAUUUGUUGAUAAGAAUUUGUCUUUGGAUUGUAGAGUUACUGUUGGAUUUCGGUGUGCAAGUGUGGGAAUCUUGUGAUGCUUCUUUUCCUUGCUUCAUCUCCACGAUCUGUCAAUUUUGACGAGUCGGAAUUCGCUUUCGCUUAUCUAAUUCGCUGUAUGCUUCUUCCAUCGGACGUUUUCUUAUUAUUUCGAUCCUCGCCGUUCAAUUGCCUGGAAGCCUUGGCAUCAAAUUUGCAAUUUUUUGACUCAAAAUCAGCGCUGAAUGCUUCUUUCUUGUUGAAGCAUCCGUUCCUGGUGAAUUUCGAUUCACUAAUUGCCUGACGCAAGCAUCUUUGGGAUGAAUUGGUGAUUGGCUUCUGGUAUUUCAUCUCCUGUUGUUGGCAAAAUUCUAGUUUUGGAGCCGAGGAGAGGAUAGGGUUUUGUUUGGGGUUAAGGGAGUUCAAGGAAAAUAAAGCUUCAAAUGGCAGACCGCAAAAGUACAUUCUCGAUUGAAGAGCUGCCGGCACACCUAAUUCUCGAGAUAUUGAGCUCAGGCCGUCUUGGUGCUGCUGACCUGGCGUGCUUGGAAACAACAUGCCGGAUGUUCAGGGGAAGCCAUGAGAUUUUGCCCAACAAAUUCCGGUCGAUGGUUGAAUUUGCGGCAUUCCACAUCUGCCGGGCACACUCGAUUUUUACUUCCCUGCAUCCAAAUGCACGAAAAGAUCUUCUUGAUCGAUGUGGUGGAAACUGGAAGAAGGUUCUGAGGUUCUUGCAGUCUGUGGAGCAGUCUUCUGGAACCGUUGAGACAUCAGCAGGCAAUAUGCAGGUUACUACAGGAAGAUACCAUACACUCUUAAUUCAUGAUUCAUCAGUCUACUCUUGUGGAUCCAGUAUAUGUGGAGUGCUCGGUCAUGGUCAAGAUACUACUCAGUGUGUGUCAUUUAGCCGUGUUAAUUUUCCCUCCCUCUCUCGUGUAAUCCAUGUUUCAGCCUCUCACAACCAUGCAGCAUUUGUUAUGCAGUCUGGAGAGGUGUUUACUUGUGGUGAUAAUUCAUCAUUUUGUUGUGGCCAUGGAGAAGUGGGGCACACUAUAUUCAGGCCUACUCGUAUUGAAGCACUGAAGGGGAUUCCCUGCAUGCAGGUUGCCACUGGGCUGAGUUUCACUAUAAUACUUACAAGGCAAGGUCAAGUUUACACAUGUGGAAAUAACGCACAUGGCCAGCUUGGACUUGGUGAUACUAUAGACAGACCUACUCCAAGAAAUGUUGAGCUGUUUGAAGGUCUUGGUCGUGUAGUUCAGGUUGCUGCAGGUGCAAGUUACACCUUUGCUGUAACAGAUGAUGGGACAGUUCAUUCUUUUGGUUCUUGUGCCAAUUUUUGCUUAGGCCAUGGUGAUCAACAUGAUGAACUUCUUCCACGGGCAGUACAGUCAUUCAAGAGGAGGAAUAUUCAUGUAGUCCGUGUUUCUGCAGGUGAUGAACAUGCAGUGGCACUUGAUUCGAGUGGAUAUGUUUACACUUGGGGUAGGGGCUAUUGUGGAGCUCUGGGCCAUGGCGAUGAGAAUGACAAGACGAACCCAGAAUUAGUGGCUAGUCUGAAGGGCCAUCUUGCUGUGCAGGUUUGUGCAAGGAAAAGAAAAACUUUUGUUCUCACCGACAUGGGCUCUGUUUUUGCUUUUGGAUCGAUGGGUUUUGGGAGUUUAGGCUUUUCUGAUCGCAGAAGCUCAGACAAAGUUAUGAAGCCCUGGAUCCUCGAUAGCCUCCGGUCCCACUACAUCUCUCAGAUUAGCACUGGCCUGUAUCACACUGUUGCGGUCACCAACAGAGGUCUGGUGUUUGGGUUUGGGGACAAUGAACGAGCACAGCUUGGGCAUGAGUGGAUAAGAGGCUGCCUAAAACCAACAGAAAUUAUGGUUCAGAGGACAGUAGAUGAUAUUGCUAUUGCAGCAAAAAGUGGGUGAGAAUAGAAGAUGCAUUUGACCCAAAUGAAGUGUGCAUGUUGUAGUAUUAGUUCUGUUUACUAUCCUUUUGUUUAGCUUGUAAGGAACUUGUAAUUAUCUUGGAUCAUAUUUCAUUAUCCAUGUAGUUUGAUGUGAAAGUCAAGCUGACAGUUAUUCUUGUAGUUAAAGAACAGUAUUGCUAGUUGCGGAUUGUGUCCAAGUAUCAAAGAAAAUUGCAGCAUGUUUCUGUUUAAUCCUAAGAUGUUUUAGUGUCUGAUCUUUUCU